Messenger RNA from Lindgomyces ingoldianus, 2045 nucleotides. RefSeq lists its product as uncharacterized. Gene Ontology annotation, cellular component: membrane. Bases 138 to 2045 code for a protein of 635 amino acids. Gene Ontology annotation, molecular function: L-amino acid transmembrane transporter activity. The transcript has 3 exons. Gene Ontology annotation, biological process: amino acid transmembrane transport. The record is from RefSeq and is a predicted model, not a curated record. Lineage: Eukaryota; Fungi; Ascomycota; Dothideomycetes; Pleosporales; Lindgomycetaceae.
CAAGCAUCUUUGCACAUAAUAAAGGGGCCUUUCGCUCGCUCCUACUCUCGCCCUUCCUCUCCGCAUAUUCCACAUGGUCCAUGGCGAUUCUAAGACGACGUGCAAGGUAGCAGAAACCCAUCGAUCCGCUCCGUAAAAUGUCCGGCCGCUACUCCACCCUCCCGCCUGCCCCCACCCGCGACUCGCUGGAGCUUGCCUCCCUGGCCUCGUCGUCACACCUUUCCCGGCGCACCUCGAUAUCCUCGUCCACCUCUGGGCCUCCCUCGUCGCGGCGGCUCUCCUUCGACGACGAGGACCCCCUUUCCGAACUCAAUCCCGCCGGCCGCGGCGACGACUCCCGCCCACAGCGACACAACCGCUCCUACAGCGUAUCCUCCGCCUUCGAUUUCGCGCCGAACCUGUUUCCGCUCUCGAGCACCGCGCAGGGAUACACGGCGUUGGGUACUCCUAGCAACCCCAACCUCGAUCCGAGUAGUGCGUUGAACGGGGCCGGUCUGGAGAAAAAUAAGACCUUGACGUAUUUGAACGGCCUGUCGCUAGUCGUGGGCCUUAUCAUAGGAAGCGGGAUAUUCUCCUCGCCCUCCCAAGUCAACAAGAAUGCCGGGUCGCCGGGCGCGUCGCUACUCGUGUGGCUGGUUGCGGGGAUUCUCGCGUGGACGGGUGCGGCGAGCUAUGCGGAGCUCGGGGGAUCCAUACCCUUGAACGGCGGCGCGCAGGUCUACCUGUCCAAGAUAUUUGGGGAAUGGGCCGGAUUUCUGUUUACCUGGUGUGCAGUUUGCGUGCUGAAACCUGGCUCCGCGGCUAUCAUUGCCAUCAUCUUCGGCGAAUAUCUCGUGCGCGCUAUUAUCGGAGCUGAUGCGGCAGAGGCAAGUGCUUGGCUGAAUAAGGCUGUGGCACUUAUCGCGUUAGUGCUCGUGACCUUCCUAAAUUGCAUAUCCACGAAACUUGGGACGAGAAGCGCCGAUGUCUUUAUGUUCUUGAAAUUCGUUGCGUUGAUCGGUGUCACCGUCAUCGGCAUCGUGGUUGCUGUGACAGGCUUCUCAUACAAAGGCCACGCGAGCGAAGACUGGAAAAAGCAGGGCUGGUUCGAAGGCACAACCACAGACAUCAGCAGCUGGGCCGUAGCACUCUACGCCGGACUCUGGGCCUUCGAUGGCUGGGACAAUGUAAACUACGUAACCGCCGAAUUCAAGCACCCAACACGGGAUCUCCCACGCGUAAUCCACACCUCCCUCCCCCUUGUAAUCCUCUUCUACCUCCUCGCCAACGUAUCCUACUUCCUCGUUCUCCCUGCCUCUAUAAUCGAAUCCUCCAACACUGUAGCCGUGGCAUUCGGCUCGCAAGUCUUCGGCCCCAUCGGCUCCCUCAUCCUUGCUCUCUUCGUCUCCGGCUCCUGUUUCGGCGCGCUAAAUGCCACAACCUUCACCUCUGGCCGCCUCGUCUACGCCGCGGGCCAAGAAGGCUAUCUCCCCUCUCUCUUCGCCACCAUCGGCCUCGGGAAAUCCCAUCGCGCCAUUCGCCUCCACACUCUCAAUACUACGCCCUCGAAAUCCCGGAUAAAGCGCUUCGUAAUAACCGCCUUCGCCGACCCGGACGCAGGAUUCUUCUUCACCCCUAUCUCGGCCAUGUCGCUCAACGCCGUCCUUACCUCCAUCUACGUCCUCAUCGGCUCCUUCUCUACCCUGGUAACCUUCUACGGCGUCGCGGGGUAUAGCUUUUACUUUCUGACUGUGCUGGGCCUUAUUAUCCUGAGAGUUAAAGAGCCUACAUUGGAGAGACCGUAUAAGACGUGGAUUACGACGCCGAUUAUUUUCUGCUGUGUGAGUUUGUUUUUGCUCAGUAGGGCAGUGUUUGCAGAGCCAGUGCAGACAUUGUUGGUCGUGGGGUUUAUGGCGGUGGGUUUGGUGGUUUGGUUUGCGUGGGUGGGGAGGAGGAGAGGGGAGGAGAAGAGGAGGUUUAGGGGUGAAGAAGGGGUGGGGGAUGAUAAGGUGGGGUGGAGGUUUUGGAGACGGUGGCGGUGGGGGAGAUUGUAUUCUAUGAUGUGA